AUGUCUGGCCCUUACGACCAAUACAACCAGCAAGGCUACGGUGGUGGCUACGGCCACAACCAGGGCUACCAGCAGCAGGGUGGCUACCCCCCUCAGGGCGGCUACCAGCAGGGUUACGGACAGUCCCAGCACCAGGGCUACGGCCAGGACUACAACCGUGGCGGAAGCUCCGGUGACUACUAUGGUGGUAGCAGCGGCGGCAGCUCCAACGACUACUACGGCGGGCAACAGUCCCACGGCCAGCAUCAGUAUGGCCAGCAGUCUCACGGCCAGUACGGUGGCCAGGACUCCUACAACCAGUACGGAGGUGACCAGCAACAGGCUCCCGGCGGUGCUCAGGAGGGUGAGCGUGGACUUGGUGGAGCUCUUGCCGGUGGUGUCGCCGGUGGCUUCGCCGGCCACAAGGCCGACCACGGUAUUCUCGGAACCAUUGGCGGUGCGAUCAUGGGCAGUAUUGCGGAGGAUGCCAUCAAGAAGCACAAGAACAAGAGCGAGCAGCAGCAGGGCCCCCCUGACUACGCCAGCGGAUACGGUAGUCACCAGGGUGGUCCCCCCUCGAACCAGGGUGGUAUGAUGGACCAGCUGGGCAACUUCUUCAACAAGCGGUAAAUGGAUCGACUCCAUUUCUCAUGCCCACCUCGCCUUCCUUCGAUUCACCUUCACCUCGUUGACGACUACCCUACGCCUUCGCUAAGCCUGGAAUACCUUUUUAAAUAUCUUUUGGCUGGUCGGGAUUCGCAAUAAAGUGCGAUCUUUUUCUUUACAUUUCCUUUUACACUACUAUCUUGAUUGGGUGUUUUCUUAUUUCCUGUUGUUAUUUGCGACCCUGAGUAUACCCUACUCAG
Molecule: messenger RNA, 845 nt
Organism: Aspergillus steynii IBT 23096
Lineage: Eukaryota; Fungi; Ascomycota; Eurotiomycetes; Eurotiales; Aspergillaceae
Gene: hel10
Product: putative high expression lethality protein Hel10
Exons: 2
Coding region: 1-609 (202 amino acids)
Cellular component (GO): outer membrane
Source: RefSeq, a predicted model, not a curated record